CAGGUGAUCGUGGAUACAUCGGCGGUUCUUGCGGUACUGUUCGACGAGCCGGACGCAGAGCGUUUCACGAGGGCAAUAGCUGAAGCUCCUCACUGUCGAAUGUCAACGGCGAACUUCCUGGAAGCGGCGUUAGUCGUGGAGGGGCGCGCAGGGUUGGUCGGCGGGCAGGAACUUGACCUCUUCAUCGAAAGAGCGGCGAUAGAACUGGUGCCGGUCUCCAUUGAACAUGCGCAGGCUGCGCGCCGGGCGUGGCGGAGGUUCGGCAAGGGCAAUCACUCUGCGGGCCUGAACUUCGGGGAUUGCUUCGCGUACGCUCUGGCGGAAGUUACGGGAGAGCCGCUUCUUUACAAGGGCGAGGACUUCGCGCUUACGGACGUGGAGUCUGCGUUGUAG
Molecule: messenger RNA, 393 nt
Organism: Geodia barretti
Lineage: Eukaryota; Metazoa; Porifera; Demospongiae; Tetractinellida; Geodiidae
Source: the annotation of a GenBank genome assembly